Messenger RNA from Encephalitozoon intestinalis ATCC 50506, 1518 nucleotides. RefSeq names its product NPL4 nuclear pore protein. Bases 1 to 1518 code for a protein of 505 amino acids. The transcript has a single exon. Gene Ontology annotation, biological process: ubiquitin-dependent protein catabolic process. Lineage: Eukaryota; Fungi; Microsporidia; Unikaryonidae. The record is from RefSeq and is a predicted model, not a curated record. Gene Ontology annotation, cellular component: nucleus. Gene Ontology annotation, molecular function: ubiquitin binding; ubiquitin protein ligase binding.
AUGAUAUUCAUCGUUCGAGGCCCAGAAGGCCAAAGACGGGUGGAAGUGGACGAAUCCAGAAUAUUGGAGACGCAGCUGCUUGCCUUCUUUAAUGUGGGUCAGAUAUCAAUAUCCUCUACUCCAGAUGGCAAGGACAAGAUGGAUAAGACCCAAACCCCGACCGCCUUGGGGCUCAGGAAUGGCCAGGUGCUGUAUGUAGAGUACGAGAAGAAGAAAGAGGAGCCAAAGAAGAAUCCAGAAGCCUCCAAAAACAUCAAAAGAGAAAGGGAUAGGAUGAUGUGCCAGCAUGACUCUAAUGCGAUGUGUAGCAACUGUGCACCCUUAGAUCCAUGGGACGAGAAGUAUUACAAAGACAACAUGAUCAAAUAUCUCAGCUUUCAGUCAUAUCAUGAGAUGAUAAAAAGCAAGAAUAAGGGACUAAGUGCCGAGGACUACACCAUCAAGACGUGCACGGAUCAUGGGUCCAAUACAAGGUGCAAUAGAUGCCAAGAAAAAAACAUAAUCCUGGCACCACAGGUGUUCCGAAUGGUUGACCAUGUCGAGUUUGACGGGCAGCAUUUGGUAGAGAACUUCAUUAGGAACUGGAGGGAGAGUGGACGGCAGAGAUUUGGAUUUCUUGUCGGGAGAUACAUGGACCAUGAGAUGAUUCCCCUGGGACUAAAGGCUGUGGUGUCUGGGAUAUGGGAGCCAGAACAGGAAAACUAUCCAGACGGAUUCGUGAUAACAGGGUCCAUGGACGGGCCCUUUUUGGGAACAGGCCUUGAAAUAGUUGGGAUGAUAUACACAGAUAUUCUGAUGGAGAAGGGAGGAAUUACAAGCGACAAACUUGGUCGAAGCUACUUCUUGUCAUCUCUGGAGAUUGAAUUUAUAGCAAAGAUGCAGCUUAUGCAUCCUUAUGUGGUUAGGGAUGGAGAGCAGGAGAUAGAGUUUGGGUCGAGAUUUGCAACCAUUGUUGUUACUGUGGAAAAGGAUGGAAAUAUCGGGCUGCAGGAGUAUCAAGUAAGUAACCAGUGCAUGGCUCUUUUCAAGGGAGAUUGGAUCUUUCCCACCGAAAACCCCCUGAUGCUCCUGACAACAAGGGAUAUUCUUUAUAGAACAAAGACAAAGGAAUCGAUGGUCAAGGCAAACCCAUACCUCCCAGGAGAGUUUUUCCUGGUGAAGCUAACACAUGGGUGUAAGACAAAUCCACUCUUCAAGAAUACAGAGUUUAUUCCAAAGAAGUUUGGGGAGAGGAAGAUGGCCGAAUACUUUGGAGGAGACUUUUCGAUGGAGAAGUUCUCGAACUUUACUCUUUUGGUAAGAGUGAAAGAGAUCUUUCCCAAUUGGAAGGAUCUUUUCAUGUGUAUAGCCAAGCAAGACAAGGUCAAGUUCAAGGCCAUUUCCAAUAGCCAGGACUUUAGGAGUUUUGUGUCGAGUAUGGAGAAAUAUAGAUGUACUGUAUGGGAAUGCAAGGCCUGUACCUUUGCCAAUGAAAGAAAUACAUCUUUAUGCGAAAUGUGUGGGGGAGGAAGAGACUAA